Molecule: messenger RNA, 534 nt
Organism: Chondrus crispus (carragheen)
Lineage: Eukaryota; Rhodophyta; Florideophyceae; Gigartinales; Gigartinaceae
Exons: 1
Coding region: 1-534 (177 amino acids)
Biological process (GO): protein targeting to ER
Cellular component (GO): membrane; signal peptidase complex
Source: RefSeq, a predicted model, not a curated record
AUGCACGCUCUAGGGCCUCGCAUCAAUGUAUUCUUCACUCAUCUUAUGACCAUGCUCCUCGUCCUCGUCGCUAUCGCCUCUUCUUUCAGUUACUAUCAACUCAGCUCCGCUUCCCCUACAGUAGAUCUCCGCAUUUCACAACUCUCCUUCCUCCGAACCAUAUCGAGGGAACGAUGCGACCAAGCAUAUCUUAAAUUUGAUUUGACAGCAGACUUCCAACGCAUGUGGACCUGGAAUAUCAACCAUAUGUAUGUCUAUCUUGUUGCGGAGUAUGUCACGGAUUCGCAUCAGAGGAAUGAAGUCGUCGUUUGGGAUACAAUUCUGUCUGGAAAGAAGCAGGGAAAGAUUGAGAGGAGGGGUCAGAACAACAAAUAUUCACUCAAAGAUCACGGGUACGGCUUGCGUGGGAAAGAGGUUCUGGUCAAGCUCAAGUACAAUAUUUUGCCGUACAUGGGACCGCUGUUUUACGGAGAGCAAGGCCAGAACUCGUUUCUCGUUCCGCAAAACUAUACUAGCAAAGCUGUCAUUUACUAA